CUGCCUGGCCGAUUUUCUCAUCGUCAUUUGGCACUGAAUAUCCUUACCUGCGCGAUCAGUAUCAGAAUGUCAAGGAUCCUUUUAUUCGUUGCACUGCUUGUCGCAAUUGCAGUAGCAUUACCAGCACCGCAACUUCAAGGUUCUCAUUCAGACCUUCAAUGGAUAAUCAGAACAGCCGAGUCGGAGCCUCGUUUUAAACGUACUGCGUACGGUGGAUAUGGCGGCGGUUACGGUCACGGAUUCGGCGGAUCUGGCGGUUUUCAAGGUCAUCAUGGUCAUCAUCAUGGUUAUGGAGGACACCGAGGAUUCGGACAUCACGGUGGUUACGGAGGAUGCAGAGGAUGCGGAGGAUACGGAGGAUACGGUGGCGGAUUCGCCAAUAGCGCAGCCAAUGCAGGUUCAAUUAGCACGCCAUUCGGCAGCGGUUCCUUCGCGACUUCGUUUGCUAAUUCUGGAUAUGGACGAUGAAGGACUUAAAAAAACGGCCACUGCUCAUGAAAAUGGACAUAUAACAUAAUAAUAUGUAACAUAAGAUGUAACGUAAUA
Acromyrmex echinatior (Panamanian leafcutter ant) is the source of this 546-nucleotide messenger RNA. RefSeq lists its product as uncharacterized. The record is from RefSeq and is a predicted model, not a curated record. Lineage: Eukaryota; Metazoa; Arthropoda; Insecta; Hymenoptera; Formicidae.